UGACGGACCGGGGUCACAUGACGGUGGGAGCUGGAGCCGGGGAGCGGGAGCGGAGCGGCCGCCGCUGGGGGUGAUGCCAUGGCCGCUGCCAGCUCCAGCAGGGCCAGGGCCGGGCUGCCCUGCGAGAAGUCUCCGCUGUCCGUGAAAGUUGUGUCUGUGAAGCCCAAGGCCCAGAGCCGCCCGGCACGCAUGAACUGCUACGUGGAGGUGGCCGGUGACGGGCUGCCCAGCGAGACCAAGAAGACGGGGAAGCAGAUGGGUGUCUCAGAGCUGCUGUGGAACGAGAUCCUCACCCUGAAUGUCACGGCUCAGAGCCACUUGGAGCUGAAGGUGUGGAUCUGCCACACGCUGAGGAACGAGCUGCUGGGCGCCGCCUCGGUCAGCCUCGGCAGCCUGCUCAAGGGCGGCGGCAAGCUGGAGAACAGGCAGCUGACCCUGGACCUGCAGACGGAGAACAAAGGCAGCGUUGUUUCGGGCGGAGAGCUGACGGUGUUCCUGGACGGGCCGGCUGUUGCUCUGGGCAGCGUUCCCGUUGUUCCCGACGGCAGUGCGGGCUCUGAGGGUGAGUGUGGGUGGUCCCAGGCGCCUGGACGGGACCCCAGCAGCACAGCCGUGGGCACGGAGGGCCGGCACCAACCUCCCAGCACCAACUGCUUUGGCAGCAGACCCAGGACACACCGACAUGCGGCCGGAGCAGCGCGGGGAAACGCGAGCAGCGGGGAGCAAAGUCCCAGCGCCAGGAGCCGGCACCGGCAGCAGGCCAAGAGCUCGCAGCACACCAGCACAGCCACCAGCAUGGCCAACGGCACGGCCACCAGCAUGGCCAACGGCGUGGCCAACGGUGUGGCCACCAGCACGGCCAAUGGCGUGGCCAACGGCACGGCCAACGGCACGACCACCGGCAUGGCCAACGGCACAGUGAACGGGGACGCCGUGGCUGCCGUGGACAUGGACGAGGACAGGCCGGCAGCAGGGCCCAGCGUUCCCAGCCCGGCGGCGCCCGGCACGGCCGAGGGCUCCUCUGCUCCUGCCCCUCCUGCCCUCAGCGGCUCCAGGGAGGCAGAGGAGGCGGCCUCGGGCUCCAGUGCCCCCCCGGCCCGGGCAGCCGUGCUCGCCCUGGAUGCUCUGCCCCCCGGGUGGGAGCAGCGGGAGCUGCCGAAUGGGAGAGUCUACUAUGUAGACCACAACAACAAGACCACGACGUGGGAGAGACCCCUUCCUCCAGGGUGGGAGAAGCGCGUGGAUCCUCGGGGCAGGUACUACUACGUGGACCACAACACCCGCACCACCACGUGGCAGCGCCCCACGGCCGAGUACGUCCGCAACUACGAGCAGUGGCAGUCGCAGCGCAACCAGCUGCAAGGGGCCAUGCAGCACUUCAGCCAGAGGUUCCUGUACCAGUCCUCCGGAGCCCCGUCCGACAAUGAUCCUCUGGGGCCCCUUCCUCCCGGCUGGGAGAAGAGACAGGACAAUGGGCGAGUGUAUUACGUGAACCACAACACCCGGACCACGCAGUGGGAGGACCCUCGCACGCAGGGGAUGAUCCAGGAGCCGCCGCUGCCGCCGGGCUGGGAGAUGAAGUACACGAACGAGAGCGUGCGCUACUUCGUGGACCACAACACCCGCACCACCACCUUCAAGGACCCGCGCCCGGGCUUCGAGUCGGGGAGCAAGCACGGCGGCUCCCCGGGCGCCUACGACCGGAGCUUUCGCUGGAAGUACCACCAGUUCCGCUUCCUCUGCCACUCAAACGCGCUGCCCAGCCACGUGAAGAUCAGCGUGUCUCGGCAGACGCUCUUCGAGGACUCCUUCCAGCAGAUCAUGAACAUGAAGCCGUAUGACCUGCGGCGCCGGCUGUACAUCAUCAUGAGAGGGGAGGAGGGCCUGGACUACGGUGGCAUCGCCAGGGAGUGGUUCUUCCUCCUGUCCCACGAGGUGCUCAACCCCAUGUACUGCCUCUUUGAGUAUGCAGGCAAGAACAACUACUGCCUGCAGAUCAACCCUGCCUCCUCCAUCAACCCCGACCACCUCACCUACUUCCGCUUCAUCGGCCGCUUCAUCGCCAUGGCUCUGUACCACGGGAAGUUCAUCGAUACCGGCUUCACGCUGCCCUUCUACAAACGGAUGCUGAACAAGCGCCCGACGCUCAAGGACCUGGAGUCCAUCGACCCCGAGUUCUACAACUCCAUCGUGUGGACCAAGGAGAACAGCCUGGAGGAGUGCGGCCUGGAGCUGUACUUCAUCCAGGACAUGGAGAUCCUGGGCAAGGUGACCACCCACGAGCUGAAGGAGGGCGGUGAGAGCAUCCGUGUGACGGAGGAGAACAAGGAGGAGUACAUCAUGCUGCUGACGGACUGGAGGUUCACUCGGGGCGUGGAGGAGCAGACCAAGGCGUUCCUGGACGGCUUCAACGAGGUGGUGCCGCUGGAGUGGCUGCGCUACUUCGACGAGAAGGAGCUGGAGCUGAUGCUGUGCGGGAUGCAGGAGAUCGACAUGAACGACUGGCAGAAAAAUACCAUCUACAGGCACUACACCAAGAACAGCAAACAGAUCCAGUGGUUCUGGCAGGUGGUUAAGGAGAUGGACAACGAGAAGAGGAUCCGGCUGCUGCAGUUCGUGACGGGGACCUGCCGCCUGCCCGUCGGGGGCUUUGCUGAGCUCAUCGGCAGCAACGGGCCCCAGAAAUUCUGCAUCGAUAAAGUUGGCAAAGAGACGUGGCUGCCACGGAGUCACACGUGCUUCAACCGCCUGGAUCUCCCUCCCUACAAGAGCUAUGAACAGCUGAAGGAGAAGCUGCUUUACGCCAUCGAGGAGACGGAAGGCUUUGGACAGGAGUGAUGGAGCUGUGGGGCGUUCCCGGAGCGCUGCCGGCUGGUGCCCAGGGCCCAGCCCUGCCCGGGGUGUGCUCCCCAUGGACACUGUGGCUUCUGCUCCUGGGCGAGCUCUGCACUGAUACGGCCCCGGGGGAACGGGGCUGUGUUUCCCUCCCUAAGGAAAUCUGAGCUGUGAUGGAGAGGAGGACACGAGGGCUUGGCUUGCACGGGCUGGCGCAGAGGGGCUGGGGGGCAGCACAGGGGGCACCGGGGCUCCCCAGCCCUCUCCACAGACACAGUUACGUGUUUGGUAGAUGCUCCUCUUCCCCCUCGUGUUUUCUGCCUUUUCAUGGCAUUUUGGUAGUGGCAGGUGAGGGGGAAAUGACACUCAGAUUGACUUCUGGGCCCCAUCCUGCAGCCAGCAUUCAGCAACAGUGACAGGGACCCCCAAGACGAUGCUUCUGAGGGGCUCUUGUGCUCCAUCUGAGCACCAGGACAGCCCCUUGCUAGGCCAGAUCCGCAGCCUCUGGAGCCAGAG
Messenger RNA from Melozone crissalis (California towhee), 3351 nucleotides. RefSeq names its product WW domain containing E3 ubiquitin protein ligase 2 (gene WWP2). Lineage: Eukaryota; Metazoa; Chordata; Aves; Passeriformes; Passerellidae. The record is from RefSeq and is a predicted model, not a curated record. Gene Ontology annotation, molecular function: protein binding; ubiquitin protein ligase activity. The transcript has 24 exons. Gene Ontology annotation, biological process: protein K63-linked ubiquitination; regulation of monoatomic ion transmembrane transport; negative regulation of transcription by RNA polymerase II. The coding region runs from base 79 to 2838 and encodes 919 amino acids.